Messenger RNA from Drosophila rhopaloa, 1846 nucleotides. It is a transcript of the gene Pcyt2, whose product is annotated as choline-phosphate cytidylyltransferase A. Bases 595 to 1746 code for a protein of 383 amino acids. The record is from RefSeq and is a predicted model, not a curated record. Gene Ontology annotation, molecular function: choline-phosphate cytidylyltransferase activity; phosphatidylcholine binding. Gene Ontology annotation, biological process: CDP-choline pathway. Lineage: Eukaryota; Metazoa; Arthropoda; Insecta; Diptera; Drosophilidae. The transcript has 3 exons.
AUCUUAAUCCAAGCAUGUGUAGUCCCCAGCAAUUGCGCAUCCGAAUUAGACACCAUCCUAGGCAAUUGCGGAAUUCUUGCGCCCGCCGCCGAUGAUGAAACCGUUCGCCUUGAUUGGACACCCAUUCCCUCGCAAUUAGUCUUCCAUUCACCGGCUGGAAGCGGUUCACUGAUUUGUUUAAUGGCGCUGCGGUGUAUAUAUAGAUGCAUGCCCAUCGCCUGAUCGGAUAGGCGGACCCGUGCCAAGUCAGGCGACCCGUCGCUUCCUAUUUGUUUGCGCCUCAAUUUGCGGCAAUUGAAGAUGAGCGAUGAAUCCGAGCCUGAGACAGCAACCGCCACCAAGUCGUGUGCCUCACCAGCCUCCGGACUCAAUUGUAUUGAUUCGCCACCAGUUGCCGCCAAUUUAUUCUGAUCGUCGCUAGUGCGCAUUUAGCGCACAUCUCUCCCUCAGAGACUCAGACUCGAUCCUCGACAGAGCAGGCCUAGAGUUCUAUUCCGGCACCGUCUCAAUUUAUAUAAUCAGUCGUCCGGAUGAAAGCCCCUCGAGCGGACCACUUGUGUUGUACUUAGAGCCGUGUAUAUAUUUUUGUAAGAAAUGGACAAAAUGCCAGAGGAGGACGAGGUAUCCCCUGUUUCGACGGCUCCUAGCACGCCCACAUCUCCGCUCGAGUUCAAGAUGCUGCCGCUUUUUAUGGAUUUUGAGGAAUUUAAUAUUUGCCAGCCAGCUCCUUUUUCGUACGAUGACAAGGCUAUGUUGGAGUUGGAGAGGUGUGACUACACGCAGAGGAUCACCUAUCAGAUGGCCAGGGCUGGGAAAACUACUCGUAGGGUGCGGGUGUAUUCCGAUGGCAUCUACGAUCUGUUCCACCAGGGUCACGCCCGCCAGCUGAUGCAGGCCAAGAACAUAUUUCCCAACGUAUACCUUAUAGUGGGCGUGUGCAAUGACGAACUGACCCUCAGGAUGAAGGGACGCACCGUGAUGAACGGAUUCGAGCGGUACGAAGCGGUGCGCCACUGUCGUUAUGUGGAUGAGAUAGUCCCAAAUGCUCCCUGGUCGUUGAAUGAAGAAUUUCUGAAUGAGCACAAAAUAGAUUUUGUGGCGCACGACGACAUUCCCUAUGGAGCUGGUGGAGUCAAUGACAUAUAUGCUCCUCUCAAGGCGCGGGGCAUGUUUGUGGUAACGGAGCGCACGGAGGGCGUGUCCACCUCAGACAUUGUGGCCAGGAUCGUCAAGGAUUACGAUGUAUAUGUGCGCAGAAACUUGGCAAGAGGUUACUCCGCCAAGGAGCUCAACGUGUCCUUCCUGUCCGAGAAGAAAUUUCGGCUGCAGAACAAGAUGGAUGAGUUGAAGACUCGGGGAAAGCGCGAGCUCACAAAAGUGAAGGUGGACAUCAUUACCAAAUGGGAGGAGAAGUCGCGCGAGUUUAUCGAUGCUUUCCUGCUGCUUUUCGGCAGGGAGCGGCUCAACAACUUGUGGAACGAGUCCAAGGGUAGGAUCAUACAGGCCCUCAGUCCGCCGGGCAGUCCAAAUGGCUCCAUCAACGGUGACGAUCCAGAUGCAAUAGAAGGCGGGGAGUCCGAGGACGAGUACAUGGAGCUGCCGCCAGAAUACGCGGCAGGUAAUGUGGUUUCCGGAAAACAAAGGACCACCCAGAACCGCCGUGGGCAGGUAAACCCUUCUCUGAACGCCUUCGACGAGGUGGAAGCAGAAGAUGAGGAUCUGCCGUAUACACGACGCAGCGAUUGACGACGUAUUUGGCUUGCCUUUAACCUUUCCUCCUUCUAUCCCUUCUAAUGUAAAUUAAUUUGUUUUUAAUUCGUUGAAACAGCGCAAUAAUGGCACUUAA